Messenger RNA from Harpegnathos saltator (Jerdon's jumping ant), 916 nucleotides. Its product is annotated as hemolymph lipopolysaccharide-binding protein-like. The transcript is spliced from 3 exons. Bases 139 to 804 code for a protein of 221 amino acids. Lineage: Eukaryota; Metazoa; Arthropoda; Insecta; Hymenoptera; Formicidae. The record is from RefSeq and is a predicted model, not a curated record.
UGUGACCCAUGUGACCCAUGCUGAUUAUCUUGUGCGAAUGAGUGUUAAAAGUGGUCGUUAACCAUCCGCGUCGCGACAUUUUUUCGCAAGAUCGUCGAGCGGCAGCAAUCUUCGCUUCGCAACGGUGACGCUUCAGCGAUGUUCAAGUACCUCGUCUUUGUGUUUGUGCUCUCGCAUGGAUUUCCAGGAUUCGCGUUCGUCUAUCUAAAGGAAGAAAUCGCGAGAUCCUUGAAAAAUGCGUCAGAUGACAAUAGUUCUGCGAUCAUAGAGGAAAUAAACAAGAGACCAACGAUUACAUUGAACGGAAACAUCAAUUAUCAUGUGGGCCAGAUCUUUCAUGUGUACGGCGAGCAGCAGGUUAGGAAAUUAUUUUUGGAUCCUAAAUGUAACUCCUCCGAAAACAUCGAGAACGACUAUUUCGUUACAUCUGGCAUAAGAACACAUAAACUUCAUCAUCGCAAUAUCAUUUGGAACGAAGCUCGCAAAGCUUGCAUCGAGGAAAGAGGUCACUUGGCGAUUAUCAAUUCGGCUUCUGAGGAAAAUAUUCUCUUGCGUCUGAUGCAAAAGCAGAAUAUAGCCAAGGCCUGGAUAGGACUUCAUGAUCUUUACGAGGAGGGUAAUUGGGUCACCGUCACCGGCGAGGCUCUCGAAAACACCGGAUACUCCAAGUGGACGACCAAAUUUCCGAACCAACCUGAUAAUAAAGGCGGCGCGCAGAACUGCGGGGCCCUCGUCACGGAGGGCGGCUUAGACGAUGACAGAUGCACAUUAAAGUAUCCCUUCUUUUGCGAGAUCCCCGCGUAGUAAGUAUGAAGUAACAGGGCGUCGAAGAUUGAUUUGCCAUUCGACCGGCGCGGUCGUUGCGCGGUAUUUAUGCGCAUUUAUAGCAGCGUGUAUAAAUAAAUAGUGAAUAAUC